Molecule: messenger RNA, 2188 nt
Organism: Alosa sapidissima (American shad)
Lineage: Eukaryota; Metazoa; Chordata; Actinopteri; Clupeiformes; Clupeidae
Product: polyunsaturated fatty acid lipoxygenase ALOX15B-like
Exons: 15
Coding region: 164-2143 (659 amino acids)
Biological process (GO): lipid oxidation; linoleic acid metabolic process
Molecular function (GO): protein binding; iron ion binding; oxidoreductase activity, acting on single donors with incorporation of molecular oxygen, incorporation of two atoms of oxygen
Source: RefSeq, a predicted model, not a curated record
CCUGCAGGUGUGCUCUUGUGUGCAGGUGUACUUGUAGUAUAAAAUCAAGGUUACUCAUCCCCUCCUUGCAGAUGUUUGUCUCAGAGUCCUGCUCGUAAGCCAGAGCUGUUUUGUGAGAGAGCUAGUCGCACCAACUCUGCUGUUCAGAAUAUUUUGAAUAACCAUGGUGAUCUACACAGUGAAGACAUACACAGGAAAUUGGGCCUUUGCAGGCACAAUGAGCUAUAUCUCCAUUCAACUUCAAGGUCUCAAGGACGAGAGCAAUGAAAUAUGUGUAGAUAGGAGCCUUUUCUCUGCGCCCUGUUAUCAAGGAUCAGAACAGACAUUCGAGGUACAGUGUAAAGAGGCCCUGGGGGAGCUCAUACUUGUCAAACUCCAUUCCAAGCCAUUUUUGGGUCUUAACAACCAGUGGUUUUGCGAUAAGAUCGUGAUUACAACGCCUGAAGGGGAUGAGAUUUUGUUUCCAUGCUACCGCUGGCUGGCCUGUAAUGAGAGUCUUGAUCUAAGACCUGCCAAAGCUUUGCUUGUGUUCCAGGACACCAACAAAGUAGCCCAAGAACAAAGGAGGAAGCAGCUAGAAAAUCGACAGGAUACAUAUAGGUGGCAUGUGUACGAUGAGGACAUGCCCCGCAUUACCAACUUUGAUUCUCCCUUUGCUCUGCCUGCUGAACUCCAGUUCUCUUUCACAAAGGAAAUUGAGAUUUUCUACACAGGAGGAAAACAGUUAGCUCUUCUGCAGCUAAAUGGAUUAGCUCGUUGCAGAGAUUCGUGGAAGAGCAUUAAAGAACUUGAUGCCCUCAUUUGCGGAAUUACAAAUGAAACCUUGGAUUAUGUUAGAAAGAACUGGGAUAAGGACGAGUUCUUUGGCUACCAGUUCCUGAAUGGCCUAAACCCCAUGAUGAUCCAGCGCUGCUCAAAGCUGCCCAAGAACUUCCCCGUCACAGAGGAGGUGGUCAAAGGUCUUCUUGGAAAAAGCACUUUAGAGGCGGAAAUAAAAAAAGGAAACAUAUUCCUGUGUGACUACAAGAUGCUGGAUGGAGUCAUAGGAAAUGUGGUGAACGGUGAACAGCAGUUUCUCACCGCUCCUCUGGUGCUGCUUCACCUCGACCAUCACGGCCUGAUGCUGCCCAUCGCCAUACAGUUAGGGCAAACACCUGGACCUGAGAACCCCAUCUUCCUGCCUACCGACUCCAAGCAUGACUGGCUGCUGGCUAAGAUCUGUGUACGGGCCGCGGAGUACUGCGUGCAAGAGGUCGACUUCCACCUGCUGAGAACUCACGUGCUGGCUGAGGUGUUCACCUUGGCAACGUUGCGGUGCCUCCCCUCCAUACACCCCCUUUACAAGCUCCUCAUUCCCCAUACUCGUUACACACUCCACAUCAAUAUCAUGGCACGAAAUCUGCUGAUUACCGAGGAGGGAGUCUUUGUGAGGUUGCUGAGGCGUGGAACCUCCUCCCUGACCUACAGCUCCCUCUGUCUGCCUGAGAACAUCUCUGAGAGAGGCCUGGAGGACGUCCCCAACUACUACUACAGAGAUGAUGGCAUACAACUGUGGAACAUCAUCUACAGGUAUGUAACAGGAGUCUUGCAACAUUACUACACAUCUGAUGAGCAUGUGCAGAAGGACACAGAACUGCAGAGCUGGAUCAGAGAGAUUUUCACCAAUGGAUUCCUGGGAAGGAGCAACACAGGAAUACCUGAGUCUUUUCAGAGAAUGGAAGAUCUCCUCAAGUUUGUUACCAUGGUGAUCUUCACUGUAUCAGCCCAGCAUGCUGCUCUCAACAAUGGACAGUUUGACUUUGGUGGCUGGAUGCCCAACUACCCCACUGCUCUCAGAAAGCCCCCUCCCAAAGAGAAAGGCCAAACCACGAUGGACACUAUCCUGGAAACCUUACCUAAUGUGAGCACAACAGUAAAUAGCAUGGCUAUCCUGAAAGUGCUCAGCAUAAAUUCAACAGACCAUUACCCUCUUGGAUGUUUUCCAGAAGAACUGUUUGACGAGGAAGUUCCUUGCCGUUGCAUCAAAGAUUUUCAGGAGUGGCUAAAGUUGUUGUCUGGUCGAAUUGAGGAUCGCAACAAGACGCUGAAGCAUCCCUACACUUAUCUAAACCCCAAAAAUGUGGACAACAGUGUGACACUUUAACCCUUCUUUACUUUUGUCUUUUCUAUUAAUAAUCUUGGCAAUGAA